Molecule: messenger RNA, 1986 nt
Organism: Rubroshorea leprosula
Lineage: Eukaryota; Viridiplantae; Streptophyta; Magnoliopsida; Malvales; Dipterocarpaceae
Source: the annotation of a GenBank genome assembly
UUUUCUGUUAAUUUUUAAUUCUUUGUGCUCCAAGAAAAUUGAGGAAUUGGGAGAGAAAGCAUGGAGGAAGAUGGGUUACUUCCAAGUUCUAGUCUUUUAGCACCAAAUCCUCGCAUGAUUAGUGAAGUUGACUUGAUAGACAGUGACUCUUCAGUUACAUUUGUGGUAAUUUUCGGCACCAUGGUUGCUGUCUGCGGGUCAUUUUGUUUAGGUUGCUCUACAGGAUUUUCGUCCCCUGCUGAAUCUGGAAUCAAGGAGGACCUGGGCCUCUCUACCGCAGCAUACUCAGUAUUUGGUUCAAUACUUACAGUUGGAGGAAUCAUAGGUUCAUUAAUUAACGGGAAGGUAACAGAUCUCAUUGGCCGAAGAGGUACUAUGUGGUUAUCUGAAUUAUUUUGCAUAAUUGGAUGGUUCUCAAUAGCAUUCUCCAAGGGUGCUUGGUCUCUUGAUCUUGGAAGACUCUCACUGGGAAUUGGAAUUGGUCUAAUUAUGUAUGUUGUACCAGUGUAUAUAGCAGAAAUAACACCUAAGAAUAUCAGAGGAAGUUUUACAACUGCAAAUCAGUUCAUGAUAUGUUCUGGCAUAUCACUGAUGUUUUUGCUUGGAACUGUUGUUUCUUGGCGCACCUUAGCCAUAAUUGCUGCUGUUCCAUGCAUAAUCCAAGUUUUUGCAUUAUUCUUUAUUCCAGAAUCACCUAGAUGGCUGGCUAAGAUUGGUCGAGAGAAGGAGCUAGAAGCUACUCUACAGCGUCUAAGGGGAAAGAAUGUUGAUAUUUCCCAAGAAGCAGCAGAUAUCAGAGAUUACACGGAAACAUUUCAGGGGACUUCAGAAUAUAGAUUUCUGGACUUGUUCCAGAGAAGAUAUGCUGAUUCACUUUGUGUAGGAGUAGGGCUGAUGGUUUUCCAACAAAUGGGAGGGACCAACGCCAUUGCUUACUAUGCCAGCUCUAUAUUUGAAGAAGCUGGUUUUUCAAGUGAUAUUGGAACUAUUUCAAUGGCUAUCAUUCACAUUCCAGCUAUUGCUGUGUCAGUACUCUUAGCAGAUAAAUGGGGAAGACGCCCACUGCUUUUGGUUUCUACUGCUGGAAUGUGCUUGAGUACCUUCCUUGUUGGAUUAGCAUUUUUGCUGCAAAACUCGUCUACUUCCAUUCUGGUCUACAUUGGCAUACAGACAGUCACUGGCAUGGCAAUGUUGAAUUUUAUCUUUCACUUGUCACUUGAACCUGAAAAGGAUUAUAAGAACAAGGACUUAGUAGCUGAUGAUCUUCCUCCACCUCUAGCUAAUGCCCUUGAAAAGAGAACUGGUUUCAGUGUUGCUUUCAACUUAGGCAUGGCGGGCUUAGUAUGGGUUGUGAUGUCAGAGAUAUAUCCGAUCAAUAUCAAGGGUUCAGCUGGAAGCCUAUCAACUUUAGUCAAUUGGUCAAUGUCUUGGCUUGUUUCAUACACCUUCAAUUUUAUGGCUGAAUGGAGCGAAGGAGGUACAUUUUUCAUAUACUCGGCCAUGUGCUGUCUGGGUGUUUUAUUCAUCGCAAAGCUAGUUCCAGAGACUAAAGGGCGAACUUCCGGGAAGGAAGUCAUGAGUGGCACUAGGGUAUAACGAUUACGGUGUGUUUGGUUGUUUUACAUUCCAUAGUCUUAGUGGGAAAGUCAUUUUAUUGAUUUUGGCAGUGGCAAGAGGCAACAGUUACUGGGAUAGCAAUGUAGAAGUUUCCUUUCCACUUGACCCUUGGAAGGAACGAGGACUUAGUAGCUGAUGAUCUUGAUCGCACUUAUCUCUUUAGUUAAUCCUCAUUUAGCCUAGGUUUUUAUGAUGUAAUAUUGUAAUAUGAAUCCGUGCUGCACUGUUUCAGGGUUUUAGUGUCGCUUAUGGCCUAGGCAUGGCAGGUUUAGCAUCGGUUGUGAUGUCAGAGUUUGUAUCUCUACCAUAUACUGUUUCAAAGUUUGAGAAAAUCAGUACAAACAUGAUGAAUAACUAUUCAGCUUCCAU